Messenger RNA from Malus domestica (apple), 1389 nucleotides. Its product is annotated as chaperone protein dnaJ 6. NCBI's taxonomy places the organism in Eukaryota, Viridiplantae, Streptophyta, Magnoliopsida, Rosales, Rosaceae. The record is from RefSeq and is a predicted model, not a curated record.
ACCAGGACACUUGGUCCGGUCCAGUUAGCAAAGCGAACUGUAAACCCGACCGAAGCAAUCCCUCCAAACCACCGCGGCGGGAAAAUGGUAAAUUGGAUAGCUAAUUGGCGGGAACAAAUCGAAGCUCCAAAAAUUCACAUAUAAAUGCAAGUCCUCACUACCUAGACCAUUUUCCCAAAUUUCAAAACUACCGACUCGAAGAAAAAUGGGGAAGAGAAAGAAAGCUAGGGUUUCUGAGCAGAAGCAGCAACCACCACCACAAGUCGAAGACGAAGAAGAAGAGCACGAACGGAGCGACGAAGAUCGCGACCCCCCGACUUCCACCAACGAGAAGAGCCUCUAUGAGGUUCUUGGCGUGGAGAGAAGCGCUACUCAGCAGGAAAUAAAGAAAGCGUACCAUAAAUUAGCAUUGCGAUUGCAUCCGGAUAAGAAUCCCGGUGAUGAGGAAGCUAAAGAAAAGUUUCAGCAAUUGCAAAAGGUGAUAUCGAUUCUCGGGGAUGAGGAGAAACGAGCACUCUAUGACGAGACGGGUUGCCUUGAUGAUGAUGACCUUGCUGGUGAUGUUGUUCAGAAUCUGCAUGAAUAUUUCCGGGUCAUAUAUAAAAAGGUCACCGAAGCUGAUAUCGAAGAAUUUGAAGCAAACUACAGGGGAUCUGAUUCCGAGAAGAAAGAUUUGAUUGAUCUGUAUAGCCAGUGCAAGGGGAAUAUGAACAGACUAUUCUGUUCGAUGAUAUGUUCUGAUCCUAAACUCGAUUCACACCGCUUCAAGGAUAUCCUUGAUGAGGCAAUAGCUGCAGGAGAACUGAAAUCAACCAAAGCCUACAUGAAAUGGGCAAAGAAAGUAUCUGAAACAAAACCUCCUACCAGCCCUUUAAGGAGAAAGACCAAGGCAAAGAAACAGACAGAAGAUCUGUAUGCAAUCAUAUCUCAGCGCCGCAGUGAGAGGAAAAACCAGUUUGAUUCGAUGUUUUCUUCUCUAGUUUCCAGAUACGGGGGGAACACUUCUUCUUCAGAACCCACGGAAGAAGAAUUUGAGGCUACACAGAAAAAACUUGAAAGAAAAAGGUCCUCCACGAAAUCAAAGCGCAAGUAAUUCAAGCUGCCAGAGCGAGAACUUUACUCUAUCAGACCGAUGUUGUGCACGUUGAAAACACUAGCGCCUUUUGUUCAACUGUUUAAACGUACCUGCAAAAUUGUGUUCGAGCUCUGUUCAUGGAUUUAAGUGCGUUUGCCUGACCUAAUGUGCUCGUGAUCAGUUAAUCGAUCCUUUUCUUUUUGGAAAACUUAUUCCCCCGUAUCAACUAUCAACUAUCAACCAUUGUUAGUUGAUACGGGAUGUACAAAGAAGCCUUUGCUGUUUUAUCGCGCUAUUGAGCUUUGGACUUUUCA